AUGGCAGUUUGUCCAGUAUGUAAAAUUGAUAGCGUGAAGAAACGAUUAACGUGGAGUGGUUUGUUACGUGGUGUACUAUGUUUUCCAUGUGGCAUCUAUUGCUGCAUCAAAAAUCGCGUAUGGUUCUGUCCACUGUGUACCAACGAGGUGAACUAUUCGAAUGGAAGACAACCAUCAUUUGAUCGAGAUUAUCGCUGCUAUAAGUCAUUUGAGAACGUGGACGACACUGGUACUAGAGGUGACCCUCCGAAAAUCCAAACUACUAAAAUUUGUGGAAGGGCAAUUUCUGGUGGCGGUGAAUCUAUUAAUUCUACAACAUCGGUGCUGACGCAGUAA
This is a messenger RNA of Cercopithifilaria johnstoni, 336 nucleotides long. NCBI's taxonomy places the organism in Eukaryota, Metazoa, Nematoda, Chromadorea, Rhabditida, Onchocercidae. The record is from the annotation of a GenBank genome assembly.